AGUAAUUUCUUUGUUAAACACUUGAAAGUUAUUAUUUUCUGAUUUUCAGUAGAAAACUUAAUCUUUACUAUUCUGAUUUUAAUGUCUCAUAAAAAAAGUUCGCCCUCUCAACAUGAAGAUCCUAGCUCAGACUUUGAUGGCCAUCUAUUUGAGAAAAGUCUACACGUGAAGCCAUGAACAUGACCUCUAUAUAUGUUGAUGCUGCUCCAGUGGAAGAGGUGAAAAGCCAAGCAGAACCAGAAACAAAUGUAUCUUCAAACGUUAAAGAACCAGAAGUGCAUGAACUAGAUGAAUCCACAAAAACAGUGGACCCUUAUGUGGAAGAACAUAAAGAAACACUAGAAAUUGAUUCUGCGGAUGAAGAAGAAGAGAAAGAAAUGGGAUCAUUGGUCAAUAAAGAAGAAGAAUUUUCACCUUUUACAUCUGUCGAGCCACCUGCUUGGCCUGCUGAAUUCGAUGAAGAAGAAGAAGAGGACGAAGAAGAAGACGAGUAUAUUUACAAGGUUUGAUACAUUCUAUCAGCAUGGUCAUGCUUGAAUGACUACUUCAUAUGCUGUCGACAAAAAUAGUUAAGUAGCUACCACUAAUCACCGUCAAAUAUCGUAUUUCCUAUCAUACUUUGCUUGUACUUUUUGUUAUUCUAGUAGUUAUACAUGUAUGGUUUUAUUGUAGUCUUCAAUAAAGGACUAGACCCUAUAGUUAUGCUUCUAAGGGCUUUAGGGCAUUGUAAUUUUUGUAAAGCCCCUUUUUUUUUUGGUACGCGGCAGUUGAUUUUCUAAUUAAAUUGUGCCAUAAUUAUAAGUAAA
This is a messenger RNA of Olea europaea var. sylvestris, 806 nucleotides long. RefSeq names its product glutamic acid-rich protein-like. The record is from RefSeq and is a predicted model, not a curated record. The transcript has 2 exons. Bases 174 to 509 code for a protein of 111 amino acids. NCBI's taxonomy places the organism in Eukaryota, Viridiplantae, Streptophyta, Magnoliopsida, Lamiales, Oleaceae.